Messenger RNA from Racocetra persica, 333 nucleotides. The record is from the annotation of a GenBank genome assembly. NCBI's taxonomy places the organism in Eukaryota, Fungi, Glomeromycota, Glomeromycetes, Diversisporales, Gigasporaceae.
AUGGCAGUUCCGUUUCGUAGAAAAUCUCGUCGGCGAGUGCGAUUAGGUCGUUCGGGGACGGGAAACCAACCAAGGAAAAUAGCCAAGGGGACAGAUAGGUUUUUUGGUUGGAAAGCACCAGAUUUAGAUAAGCAAAUGGAAUUUUUGGAAACAUUAAAAUUUUUUUCCAGCACCACGACCGUGAAAAAAUUGAAAAGCGCGGCUGAGGACCAAAAAGACAAAAAUUUACUGAAAAAUACUUGGCGGCGACCGGUCGAGCAACGGACAAAAGAACCAAAGGAGAAAGAGCCCACUUAUAUUUCACCAGCCGAUUUCGCAACUGACUGUGCCAAA